Molecule: messenger RNA, 3609 nt
Organism: Gymnogyps californianus (California condor)
Lineage: Eukaryota; Metazoa; Chordata; Aves; Accipitriformes; Cathartidae
Gene: ATXN7
Product: ataxin 7
Exons: 12
Coding region: 139-2724 (861 amino acids)
Source: RefSeq, a predicted model, not a curated record
CCAACCCCCUUCCGCUGCUUUGUUAGCGCAAACAUACAAACGCGCCUCACCUACACGGUGAAGAGGAAGGGAGAGCUCCCCGUACAAUAAUGGGCACCCGGCUCCUGCCCCCCGGGCCGCCGCAGAGCAGCGGAAAGAAUGUCGGCGCGGGCCGCGGGUGACGUCAGAAGGGAGCAGCGCAGCGCGGCGGCGGCCAGGCAGCGGCAGCGGCGGCCCCGCCACGGCGAAGGAGGCGGAGGCGGAGGAGGCGGGAGCGGCGCCGGCCCCGCCGCCACCGCAGCGGCAAUGGCGGCCGUCGGGGAGCGCAGGUCCUUGCCCAGCCCCGAGGCGAUGCUGGGGCAGCCCUGGAGCCACUGGGUCGAUGCUGCUAAACUUCACGGGAACGACGGAACAGCGUUAGAAGAAAGUUUCAAGGAAUAUGGAAGAAACCGAGAAGCAAUGCGACUUUGCCGAGAAGAUAUGCCAAUAUUUGGUCUUUGCCCGGCUCAUGAUGAUUUCUAUUUGGUGAUGUGUAACCACUGUAAUCAGGUCGUAAAACCACAGGCAUUUCAAUCACAUUAUGAAAGAAGACACAGCUCCUCCAGCAAGCCGCCUUUGACUCCUCCCUCCUCUUCAGUAUUUUCCCUCAUUUCAUCUUUCCCUUCAAAAAACAAAGGUAGCAGUGGAAGUGGGAGCAAUCGUUCAUCCAGUGGAGGUACUAGUGCAUCAUCAUCAAAUUCCAAGUUGUUGAAAUCACCCAAAGACAAGCUGCACAUCAGCGGAAACAACAGGUUAAUGCAUUCGGUACAGCAUAGCAAAGUUCCCCAUGAUAAAAUUAUGACUCCAUCUGUCAAAGUGGAAAAGAUUCAUCCAAAGAUAGAUGGUGCCCAACUGAAAGCUGCUGUUGGUCCAACUUGUUCUACUACUGUGAGUUCCUCAAUAAAGACUGGCCUUAAUUGUCCCUCAAUACCAAAGCCACCCUUGCCUUCCCCUGGACAGAUACUGAAUGGUAAAGGUCUUCUCUCUGUGCCUCCAUUUUUGGAAAAGAAACCUGAAGAAAAUACAAAUAAUAGGAAAUUUUUACAUAAAAGAUUGUCAGAGAGAGAAUUUGAUCCUGAUAUAUACUGUGGUGUCAUUGAUGUGGAAACCAGGAAACCUUGUACUAGGUCUUUGACAUGCAAGACACAUUCCUUAACCCAGCGGAGGGCUGUACAGGGUCGAAGAAAACGAUUUGAUGUGUUAUUAGCCGAGCACAAAAGCAAAACCAGGGAAAAGGAACUUCUUCGACAUUCGGAUCAUCAUCAGCAGAUGCCCCCUCUCAGGGAACCACAUCCCUCACCUACUAAAACUUCCCAGGAGCUGCACCAAAAUUCUCAUGGAGUUACUCUUACAGAAUCAAAGCCUUUAUUACCUAAUAAACCCAAACCUCACCCCCCCAGUCUUCCAAGGCCUCCAGGCUGUCCAGCCCAGCACAGUGGAAAUGCCCCUAGCGAGUCUCCUUCUGUCCACGAGUCCCCGCACCCUCCCUUGCCUGCAGCUGAGCCAGCAUCUCGGUUAUCCAGUGAUGAGGGAGAAUGUGAUGAAAAAGAAGAGCCUGUUGAAAAACUGGAUUGUCAUUAUUCAGGUCAUCAUCCUCAACCAGCCGCUUUUUGCACAUUUGGUAGUCGGCAAAUUGGAAGAGGUUAUUACGUGUUUGACAAGCGGUGGAAUCAUAUUCGAUGUGCACUUGACUUCAUGUUGGAGAAGCAUCUUAAUUCACAGAUGUGGAAGAAAAUUCCUCCGGCAUCUAGUAACACAGCAUCAGUUCGUGCACCACAUCGGACAAACUCGAUGCCUGCUUCACAGUACGGUGUCAGUGCAGCAGGUUUCCUCUUACCCACCACGGUUAUGUCAUCGCCAGCAUUGGUAUCUCCUUCCUGUGUGUCUCUGAAUAAUAAAUCGGUACCAUCGCAUGGAACGACACUAAAUGCCAAUCCUGCUAGUUUGGGUGCAGUGGAUCCUGUCUGCAGUAUGCAAUCAAGACAAGUGUCUUCAUCCCCUUCAACACCUACAGUGCUUUCCUCUGUACCUUCACCUAUGCCCAGCAAACCUCAGAAAAUGAAAUCCAGCAAAUCUUUUAAACCUAAGGAAUCUUCUGCUGGCAGUGGCACCUGUAACAGUACCGGCAGCGUCAGUAGCAGCGGCGGCUCAGGAAAGAAGCGUAAAAACAGUUCCGCACUGCUAGCACCUUCUCAUUCCACGGAGUCCUUUAGAAAAAACUGUGUGGUUAACUCUGGAAACUCUGGGACCUCCUAUCAUCCAUCGGUGACAGCUUCGUCCCACAGCGUUGGCCUCAACUGUAUGACUAGCAAAGCUAACUCUGUUAGCCUCAAACAUGACCAAUCAGGGAGGGGUCCUCCGACUGGAAGCCCUGCAGAAUCGAUAAAGAGAAUGAGUGUGAUGAUGAACAGCAGCGACUCCACGCUCUCCUUAGGGCCGUUUGUUCAUCAGUCCAGCGAGCUGACUGUAAAUUCACACAGCAGUUUUUCACAUUCGCAUACUUCCCUUGACAAAUUAAUAGGAAAGAAAAGAAAGUGCUCACCUGGUUCAAGCAGCAUAAACAGCAGCAGCAGCAGCAGCAAAUCAAACAAAGUUGCCAAAUUGACAUCGGUGAACAAUGUUCAUGCAAAACACACUGGUGCAAUCCCAGGGACGCAAGGACUGAUGAACAACUCUCUUUUUCAUCAGCCAAAGGCACGUCCCUGAUAGCUGAAUGCACCAUGGUGAGAAACGAACUGGACAAUUUUCACUACAAGCAAAACCUCCAUUUGGAUUUCUGGACUCCAAGAUGCCUUGAGUUUUCCCAACUUCCCAUGGUCCUCAGGUGUGGAAAUCUACUGGACUGUCACUUAAACAAGGAAUUUCCCUGAAGCCAUGUCUGUAGCAGCGAAUAUACUAGAAAUGGACACUGGAUGAAGUUCAGCCACAUAAUUGCUCUUAUCAGUGUUAACGGUGGUCUGAACUGUUUGCUACAAAUCUGUGAGAUUUUACUUACAGGAGUACAUCAUCUUGCCACUAUUUGACAUAGAUUGGCUGGGCAAACGAAUGUUUUUUGGGGGGAAAUAAACGUUACUGUGGACUUAUUUUUAUACUGAUGGUGUCUUUUGUAGGUGAUAGCUGACCAGACAGACACCCUCAAUGGAGAGGACCCCGUGACAAGGGGGAAAAAUGUGUGAGGCACAAUGGAAAGAAGCCCUCAAGAAGGGAAUAUGGCUUUAGUGUUUUUAUAGCAAUGUUCCUUUAAUGGAAUAUAAAAAUAGCACAAUUCAAAAAAUAGUCUGUGUUUUGCCCAGCCUUUUGCAAGUAAUUUGGGAUAAGAAGCUAUCAGGAGUUUAAAAAAAAAAAAAAACACCACAAAACAAACCCAACAAAACCCAGAAAAACUUGUUUGAGGCCAUCGCUCAGAAAACAAGUAUAAAAAUGUCGUACUUGCAUGAUACAAAACCUACUUUCUAUUAUUUUGAAUAAGAUUUGAUUGCAGAAGAAAAGUUAAUUUUGUUUUUUAAAAAAUUCAAAACCAUCAAACAAAGGCAAAUAACCUCUAAAACUAUGUGCCCAAAGAACGUAUUUAUUGACCUAUACUGUAUACCA